CCUAUCCUCAUUCCCACACCCGGUCAUUCUCGCCGUCGCCUCCAUGGCCAGAUCACUCCUCGCCGUCGCCGGUGGUCCUUCCCCGUCAUUUGCAGUCCAGCUCUCCAGUUGAUAGUUCGUAUCUAGUUCCCCAUUCCAGUUAAUGUCCCGACACCAAAGCAUUAGCAAAUGGCAACAGCAUUCUGGAAUCUCAACACUUGUGUCUCUGGUCUCACAAAGCUACAUUACUUCCGCCUCAGCAAGGAGCACGGAGUCCCCAAAAGGUCUUAUCUAGACACAAGAAGACUUUCUGGUUCGUGUCGUAAUGCUCAAGAGGCCUUCCUUGGGACUUUCAGGAGAGCAGAGGUCAGGCAUUGCACACGGGCAUCUGGCAACGAUGCUGAUUUGGGUAGUUUUCAUGCGGAGGGUGAUAAAAAACAGAGUGUUUCCAAGGCAACAUUGAUAUGGAGAGCAGUGAAGUUGCCCAUAUACUCUGUUGCGUUCAUCCCUCUCACUGUAGGUAGUGCAGCUGCUUAUUUAGAGACGGGCUUAUUUUCGUCGUGGCGUUAUUCUGUUCUUCUGAUUUCUUCUGUUUUUAUCAUCACAUGGCUCAACUUAAGCAAUGAUGUGUAUGAUUUCGAUACAGGAGCAGAUAAAAACAAGUUAGAAUCAGUUGUAAACCUGGUUGGUAGCCGUACAGGCACAAUUGUUGCUGCCUAUUUGCUACUUGUGCUCGGAUUCACGGGGCUUAGUCUGGUAUCAUUUGAAGCAGGAAAUUUGCGUGCAAUAUCAUUACUCGCAUCUGCAAUAAUUUUUGGCUAUAUAUACCAGUGCCCCCCAUUUCGGUUAAGUUACCAAGGAUUGGGGGAGCCAUUGUGCUUCGCCGCAUUUGGUCCAUUCGCCACUACAGCUUUUUAUUUACUGCAGGGAAGUGGAAGUAAAAUGAUGUAUCUUCCUUUCACUGGUCCAAUUCUUUCUGCAUCACUACUUGUUGGCAUUACGACAACCUUAAUUCUGUUCUGUAGUCACUUUCAUCAGAUUGAAGAAGACAGGGCAGUAGCAAAAAUGUCCCCUCUGGUUAUGCUUGGCGGCAAAAGAGGAUCAGGGAUAGUGCAAUUGGCAGUUACAGGACUCUAUGUUCUAGCUUUUGCUUUUGGACUUAGCCGGGCUCUUCCCAUUACUUGUAUUUUUUUCUGUGCCAUCACCUUACCAGUGGCAAGACUGGUGGUUCGCUAUGUUCAGGAAAACCAUAACGAUAAACACAAAAUAUUUAUGGCAAAGUAUUUCUGUGUGAGAUUGCAUUCUUUAUUUGGAGUUGCACUGGCUGCUGGACUAGUGGUAGCGAGAACAGCUCCUAAAAUUAGUAUUCCAAGGUUGGGAUUUUCAUAAUUUUGCUACCUGAUGGACUUUUAAUAGACAAAUGGAUGUUCCGAAAACUGUAAAGUAUGUGGAUGUUUUGGCAAUAGUAUCUGUACAUAUCUCAGUUACCCAAGUUCUUACUGCGCUCUGUUUGCGUAGUUUAUUUGUAUACUCUUUCAGUA
Messenger RNA from Argentina anserina (silverweed cinquefoil), 1520 nucleotides. Its product is annotated as 2-carboxy-1,4-naphthoquinone phytyltransferase, chloroplastic. Gene Ontology annotation, cellular component: membrane. The transcript is spliced from 11 exons. Bases 169 to 1368 code for a protein of 399 amino acids. Gene Ontology annotation, molecular function: prenyltransferase activity. Gene Ontology annotation, biological process: phylloquinone biosynthetic process. The record is from RefSeq and is a predicted model, not a curated record. NCBI's taxonomy places the organism in Eukaryota, Viridiplantae, Streptophyta, Magnoliopsida, Rosales, Rosaceae.